CGCCUUAGCCGCGUCACCUAAUUCGCUCCAGCCUUGGCCACCAGCACCGCUCCAAAUCCUCCUGCCAGGCAAUCCAUUCAUCACUGCGCUCCUCUCGAGUUGCAUCUACCGGCGGUCCGCAUUCUCCAGCACCUGCCACUCGACGGCUUCGUCCAUCCGCGCGACGUCACUCAUCAAGCUCCUUUGUGCGGAGCAACGGCCGAGCCCGCCCAACGCCCUCCGAGGCCAUCCCCGACAUCUACAUUUGUGAGCGCAUUCGAUAUAAUUAGCGUCUCUGAGAGAGCGCACCCCGUCUGCCCGCCAUGUCCAAGGUUAUGAGAGAGAUCAAGAACGUGACCAAGGGUUACUCCAGCACCCAGAUCAAGGUCCGCGAAGCUACAAGCAACGAUCCAUGGGGUCCCACGGGAACACAGAUGAGCGAGAUUGCUCAAAUGACCUUUAAUACUUCGACCGAAUUUUACGACAUCAUGGAUAUGCUAGACAAAAGACUCAACGACAAGGGAAAGAACUGGAGACACGUUUUGAAGGCUCUCAAGGUCCUUGAUUACUGUCUUCACGAGGGUUCCGAACUGGUUGUCACUUGGGCCCGUCAGAGCAUUUACAUCAUCAAGACUCUGCGCGAGUUCCAAUACGUUGACGAGGACGGCCGAGACGUUGGCCAGAAUGUGCGUGUGGCUGCCAAAGAAAUCACUUCCUUGAUUCUUGACGAGGAGAGACUCCGGGCAGAGCGAAGCGACCGAAAGUCCUGGAAAUCCAGAGUUACCGGCUUGGAGGAGCACGGCCCGCCAGUUGGUGAACCAUCCAAUAGACGUCAACGCGAACGCAGACCAGCGAAUGAGGAGGACGAUGCUGAGUACAAGCUCGCCUUAGAGGCAAGCAAAUACCAAGAAGAGGAAGAUCGCAAAAAGCGAGAGGGUAGACAGACCGAUGAUAACGACGACGACCUUGCCAAGGCUAUCAAACUGAGCCAAGAGGAAGAAGAGAGAAGGCGCAGGGAGCUCGAAGAGAGCAAUGCCACCUCUCUGUUCGAUUUGGAGCCAACUCAACCUACCCAGCCACAGCCCACCGGCUUCAACCAGGGCUAUCAGCAGGGCAAUCCUGUCGAUUUCUUCGCCAACCCGAUCGACCAGUCGCAGUUGCAGAUGCAGCCGACAGGCUACGUGCAGCAGAACAACUUCCAGCAGCCGAUGCAGACUGGAUUCCAGACUGGUUACCAAGGAUUCGGCAUGCAACAGACCGGCAUGGGUAUGGAUCCAUAUGCCCAGCAGCUUCAGCUUCAGCAGCAGCAGCAGCAACAGAUGCAGGCCUUUCAACCGCAGCCUACGGGAUAUAACCCAUACGCUCAACAGGCAAUGCAGCAACAGCAACAACCAUCCGAGCCAUCGCCACAAGCUGGUAGUAACAAUCCUUGGGGAUCCAACCAGCAGCAACAGCAGCAGAGCAUUAAGCCGAUGGCUACCGGUUCAAACAACCCGUUUGCACAGAACCAGUUCCAGCGUCCCCAGCAACCUACCCACACCAUGUCGUCCCUCACAUCUAUUCCUGAGCCCAAGACAUUGUCGACCUUUACGCAACCCCAGACGCAGCCAACCUUUGCUCAGCAGCAGAAUGCUUCACAGGCUCAGCAAAUGCAGAACAUGUCACGACGCGAGAUGAACGAACACGAAUCUAAGCUCAAUGCUCUGCUCGCUACUGGUGACGGCCUGGAUACCUUUGGCAACUCUGGCGAGCUCAGAAUACCAGCCCAGCACACUGCCCCCGGUACCUUCAUGAACAGCGCGGGCUCUGGUGUCCAACGUGUCACUGUAGACCAAACCGGCAGCAACCCCUUCUUGAGACAGCAGUUUACUGGCAUGCCCACUGUUACAUACGGCGGCCAGCAGCAACAAACCAACAACCCCUUUGGCGCUCAGCAGAAGCCCAACCAAGGCCAGGAUCUUAUCCAGUUUUAAACGGCGACUACAUUAGCCAAUGCCUUACACGAUCACACAGCACAAUUAGCGGUUGUCUGCGCCUCUAGUGGAGUUUGCUACUUUUUAUCAACCCUUUACCGCCUUCUUUUCUUUGUUUGUUGCGUGCCUGAAAGAUAGAACACCUUUUUUCAAUAUGUUUUUAUCAAGAUGAUUCCAAAUACCGAGACUUUGAUUAAGUAGCCCUUUCUUUUUUUUUUUCUGUGCCUACAACUGCCACCCCUAUUGGGACAGUUUUAUUUGUUUAUUUUACCACGAGACGAUAGUUGAAGACAAAAGCCCGUAUUCACAGAGUGUAAGCAUACAGAUGUGAAAUUUCCAACGUGCGGGUAUCAUGCUAAGAGAUAUCCUAUUGACAAUGCUAUUCGAGCAAAACUCCAUAUAAAAGAAACCGUUGUAAUCCAGAAACUCCAAAGACACAUCCACCCAAGUUCAAAUGUUCAGUCGCCACCAUCUUCCUAGCCCCUUUGCAUCAUGAUUUAUGGUAUAUGUACGAAUUGUAGAGGGGUGAGAGGGCGUUUAACUAGCCUCUUCCAUCAUUUGAAUAAACUCAUCCAGGUUAACACCACCCUUGCCGUCGUGGUCUAGGUGGUCAAUCAUGCUCUGGAUUUCCUCUUCGGAUAAGGAUCGGUCUUCCUUGAUGUCUUCGGCCAAAUGUCGCAGGUCGUCUACCGAGAUGAUACCGUCCUGGUCAUAAUCGAACAUGUUAAACACCUUGGCGGCCUCCUCUCUUGGGUCUCGGCCCGCAACAAGCUUGGAUGCGCACAAUCGGAAUUGGUCGAGGUAUACCUGCAGGCGGUUGACGGGGCAGUUGUGCUGAUCUUGCCAAUCGGGCGGUACGGUUCCGUAUGUCUCGAGCUCCUUGAAUGAUUCCGGCUUGGACAUGUCGAAGCCAAGCGCCACCAGCGAGUGUCGGAAUUCGUAGCUGUUGAGGUAUCCCUUCUUCUUCAUAUCCAUCAAGUCAAA
Molecule: messenger RNA, 2936 nt
Organism: [Torrubiella] hemipterigena
Lineage: Eukaryota; Fungi; Ascomycota; Sordariomycetes; Hypocreales; Clavicipitaceae
Source: the annotation of a GenBank genome assembly